AAUGCGUGCUCAUCCAUGGCGCCGACGCCGGCGUGCGUCGCUAGAAUCUCCUCGGCGUGGCACUGGCGUAUUUCACUCUCUGGCCGGUCCGAUCUUUGGGAUCAGGCAGCUAGCCGCCAUUCUUGGUGCGUAUUUUCCAGUUUUCUCGCGGUUUUCUCGAUUGAGUCUCGCGCUAGCUGGCUUUGAUCGGUACGCGAGACGAAUCGAUCUUGCAGAUGGAUGGCGUCGGCCACCGCGGUUGUUCUUGGGGGAAGAAACCCUAGCUUGGCGACGACGGAAGAAUAUAAAGGUCCAUUCCUUGAUGCUAACUUAGUAACUAUUUUAUUCUCCAGGAUCACUUUGGUUUUUACCGAUGGUUUUCUAUCGAGCUAUAAAGGAGGUCGGCUCGGGGAGCCAUGGAAGCGCCGGCGAAUUGCGGCACCAGUGGCAUCGGAAAUGGGAGAGAUCCAUGCUACCGAGCUUGAACUUCUCGGCGAGGCGGCAGCGGUCGGUAACGAAGCAGUGACGACGAGCUUCAGCGAUUCCGGGCCAGUAGUGACAGAUGAUCCCGCAAGAACUUCUCUUCCCAGGUCUUCAUCAUCCAUCCAGCUUCCAGCGGUCGCAGCAGAAGACCAAGUCUUUGUCCCUAGCGAUCCAGGCUCCGGAUUUGAUCACCUCGGCGACAUUCAGCGGUCGCAUGCGAGGAUCGGGGGCGAGGCAGCGACGGAUGAUCCUUUUCCAAGCUUUGGUUCGCUGACAAGCUUCGCGGAUUUGUCAUCUUUCCAGCGCAGCUCGACCUUAGCGAUCGCAGCAAAAGUGGAAGCCUUUGAGCAGCCGGGAAGCACAGCUCAGGAUUUCUCUCCCGUGGGAGUGGUGGCGGCCACCUUGGUCCCAGCGGUCGCAGCGAAAGACCAAGCCUUCGGUGCUAGCAGUCCAGGCUCCGGCCUCCGCGGCAUUCAGUCCCAUGCGGCGAUCAGUGGCGAAGCAGCGACAGGAGAUUAUGGGCCUGUAGCGACUGAUGAUCCGACCAGCUUGAGCGCUAGCGAUUCCAACGUCCAGGUGUGGGAGGCAACGCAGGAUUUCUCUCUAGGCGAAAUAGCGGACGCCAUCGUACGCAACUAUUUCGAUGGCAAGCUUCCACGGGACUCCGCCAGACCAGCCGAGGCCAUCAUGCGCAACUAUUUCGAUGGUACGCCUUCAUGGGACUCCGACCGAGCCCAGGUUUCUCCUGUGAGAAUGACGUCGGCCAGCUUGGGCGAUUUAUAUGGCAGGCUGGAGUUCUACCAGACGGUACGUGUAGCUCAGGCGGUAGAAAUGGUCGCACACUCCUUUGGCGAUUUCCAUAAGUACAGGAGUUGGCAUCCAUGGGCUUUCGAGGAGGCGCACCAGUUCUCUCGACACGACGAUCCAACGAUAGUAGAAGUGGAGAACCAAUUUUCGUGGGCUGAAGGGGAGCUCCCCUAGA
Molecule: messenger RNA, 1444 nt
Organism: Selaginella moellendorffii
Lineage: Eukaryota; Viridiplantae; Streptophyta; Lycopodiopsida; Selaginellales; Selaginellaceae
Exons: 2
Coding region: 220-1443 (407 amino acids)
Source: RefSeq, a predicted model, not a curated record